CGUCUCUCUUUGACCCAAAGCGGCUUCCGGCACACCGCCGGAAGUGGCGGCGCGCCGCUCCCCGCAAUCGGGAGCGCCAUGGAGACGUGGGUGCGCUUCAGCGCGCAGAGCCAGGCCAAGGAGCGGCUCUUCAGGGCCGCGCAGUACGCGUGCACGUUGGCCGGGGACGCGCUGCGGAGGAACGGGGCGAGCCCCGCACUGCUGAGCAGCGUGAGGCGGCUGGAAGCGCACCUCAGCCUGGGCCGGAAGCUGCUGCGUCUCGGCAGCUCGGCCGACGCUCUGGAGGCGGCGAAGAGAGCGAUCCACCUGUCCGACAUGGUGCUGCGCUUCUGCCUCACCCUCAGCCACCUCAACAGGGCCAUGUACUUUGCCUGCGACAACGUCCUGUGGGCGGGGAAGGCGGGGCUGGUGCCCGGCGUGGACCAGGAGAAGUGGGGGCAGAGAUCCUUCAGGUAUUUCCUCUUCGCCCUCAUCGUGAACCUGAGUCGCGACGCCUACGAGAUCCGGCUGCUGAUGGAGCGCGAGGCGAGCGGGAAGCGCGGCAGGGCGGCCGACGGCGGGCGGGGCGGCGCGGGGCCGCCGGGGCCGAGGCUGCAGGCGCAGCUGCGGCUCCUGCUGCGCGUCCUGCGGGGGAACCCGCCGCUGCUGCUGGACCUGGUGAAGAACGCCUGCGACCUCUUCAUCCCGCUGGACAAGCUGGGGCUCUACCGGAGCGGCCCGGCCUUCGUGGGGCUGUGCGGCCUCGCCUCCUCCGUGCUCUCCAUCCUCACCAUCCUCCAUCCUUGGCUCAAACUGAAGCCGUAAAGCCGCCGGACGGAAAUUCGCGGCUGCGCCGGGGCGGCCUCGGCGGAGCCCUUCGGACGCUUCGAGUUCGUUGCAAGGACGGCGGAGCUGCGUUCGGCGGGCCGCGGGUCCGGCGCCGCUCCCCGCUUCCAAGGGGCAGAGGGGGCUGCGGGGCCCGGCGGGGCGGAGCGGUGCCGGAGCUCUUGGAGCGGCUGCGCGCUGCUGGGCUCGGUUUCGGCCCGCGUUUCCGCUGUGAGCUCCGCGCCGGGGGGGCAGAACGCGGGGCGGAACGGCGCGGCGCCGCCAUGGAACCGCGGUGCGGCUCCAGCACGGCUGGG
Messenger RNA from Lagopus muta (rock ptarmigan), 1121 nucleotides. RefSeq names its product peroxisomal biogenesis factor 11 beta (gene PEX11B). The transcript is spliced from 4 exons. Gene Ontology annotation, biological process: regulation of peroxisome size; peroxisome fission. Gene Ontology annotation, cellular component: peroxisomal membrane. The record is from RefSeq and is a predicted model, not a curated record. NCBI's taxonomy places the organism in Eukaryota, Metazoa, Chordata, Aves, Galliformes, Phasianidae. Bases 79 to 804 code for a protein of 241 amino acids.